This is a messenger RNA of Eimeria tenella, 618 nucleotides long. RefSeq lists its product as uncharacterized. NCBI's taxonomy places the organism in Eukaryota, Apicomplexa, Conoidasida, Eucoccidiorida, Eimeriidae. Gene Ontology annotation, biological process: vesicle transport along actin filament; actin filament organization. The coding region runs from base 1 to 618 and encodes 205 amino acids. The record is from RefSeq and is a predicted model, not a curated record. Gene Ontology annotation, cellular component: vesicle; myosin complex; cytoplasm. The transcript is spliced from 3 exons. Gene Ontology annotation, molecular function: ATP binding; microfilament motor activity; actin filament binding.
AUGGAGACAGAGCCCCACUUUAUUCGCUGCAUAAAACCAAACGACCAGCAGCAACCAAAGCUCUUUAUCGAAAGUAAAGUCUCGCCGCAGCUUAGGGCCCUCCCUAUCAUGAAGGCCGUCCAACUUCGAAGCGUUGGUUACUCCUACAGGCGCCCCUUCGCCGACUUCUUACGGCAACCCCGCUUUCUGAAUAUUUCAGCUUACGGAAAAAUUGCAGGGGGCCUCCUUGGAAGUUCCACUGCCGGAGGGGCCCCACGUGAGGGCGCGUUAGCCUUGUUGCAAAGGGCUGGACUGAAGGAAUAUAAGGACUACAGAAUGGGUUUGACCAUGGUUUCCCUGACUCGAGAAGCGCAACAGCAGCUGCUGCAGCAACAGCGGGAGCAGCUGCUACUGCUGCGGCCAAUUGUUCGCACUCUGGAAGCUAUCUGCCUCCGCAGGGAUCUUAAAAAGAGCUUGGAGACCCACAUUAAUUCCAUUGUGCGGCUGCAGGCUCACGUGCGGCGGCAACUUCUGCUGCUCGAAAUGAGGGGCCACAGCGCUGCUGCAGCAACUGCAGCAGCAGCCGCAGCAGUAGCAGCAGCAAACGAAGGUGUCAGCAGGCAACAAACCGCAGUCUAA